This is a messenger RNA of Aspergillus niger, 1008 nucleotides long. RefSeq lists its product as uncharacterized. The transcript is spliced from 3 exons. NCBI's taxonomy places the organism in Eukaryota, Fungi, Ascomycota, Eurotiomycetes, Eurotiales, Aspergillaceae. Gene Ontology annotation, molecular function: ER lumen protein retrieval receptor activity. Gene Ontology annotation, biological process: protein retention in ER lumen; endoplasmic reticulum to Golgi vesicle-mediated transport. The record is from RefSeq and is a predicted model, not a curated record. Gene Ontology annotation, cellular component: cis-Golgi network; membrane; endoplasmic reticulum. Bases 1 to 1008 code for a protein of 335 amino acids.
AUGCUGAACCUCAAUAUCUUCCGGCUACUGGCCGAUCUCUCCCAUAUCUCCUCCAAAUGUGUCUUGAUAUGGGCUAUCCAUCGCAAUAAGAGCGCAGAAGGAGUCUCCCUUCUGACGCAGAUGCUCUAUGCUUUGGUGUUCGUGACUCGUUAUCUCGACCUUUUCUCGAAGGCAGGAUGGAAGCACUUCUACCUCGUAUUCUUCAAGCUAUUUUAUAUCAUCUCCUCGUUCUACGUUAUAUACCUGAUGAUGAGAGUAUUUCCCCGGACACGGGAAAGGGAGCGAGCCUGGAAGAUGGCUAUAAUAUCGGUCGCUCUAUCUCUGGUUCUGGCUCCUAUAUCUAUUGUCAUCUUCUAUCGUGGUUAUCCCGAUAGAUGGUUCACGGAGACUUGCUGGACUUUCUCGAUUAUAUUAGAGUCCGUCUGUGUUCUCCCUCAAUUGUUGCUCUUGCGCCAAACGACCGUUCCGACAGUCAUCGAUUCAUACUACCUGCUUAUGCUGGGAUCCUACCGUGCCUUCUAUAUUCUCAAUUGGCUUGUGCGGGGACUGGGCUCUGAGGGUCAUUGGGACGUAAUUGCAGACCUCUACGGUGUCAUCCAGACGGCUUUCUACGUCGAUUUCGCCUGGGUUUACUACUCCCGCCAACGCGUGAAGCUCCGAAACGGCGGUGUCGUUGACUCGGAAGAUUUCCGCCAUAGCUGGCUAGUGAGCAAGAUACUGAAUUUCCGGCAGCGAAGGAGUGCAGAUGAGGAGCAGAAUUUGAACGACGAGGACGUGGAGGAUGAGGAAGUUGCUGGUGGCGGUAGACCCAGGAACAACCGCUGGGGAGCAAUGGGGAUCUCCGUCUCGGCCGACGAUACGCUAGGAAACCAUCGUGGGACAAGCCAAGACGAGAGUCUGGAAGGGUUCUUAGAAGAUGAAGAAGACGACGAGGACAAUAACGGGUACCCUGUGAACGGGGGCGUUCGUCCGAAGCAGUCAACCGGGGUAACGGGCAGUCACGAAUGA